Molecule: messenger RNA, 261 nt
Organism: Talaromyces rugulosus
Lineage: Eukaryota; Fungi; Ascomycota; Eurotiomycetes; Eurotiales; Trichocomaceae
Exons: 4
Coding region: 1-261 (86 amino acids)
Source: RefSeq, a predicted model, not a curated record
AUGGGUGUGCCAUUUGAGGCGUUCCUUCCAUAUGGAAUCAUCGUUGGCAUGUACAUCGUGACCGGUGUCGGCCUGACUGCUACAAAAUACUACAGCAACGAGCACAAGAAAGCCAGGUGGAACAGAGAUGUUUGGGACAAAGUAGUGAUGGACAGAGAUUUACGGCUCACCGGAAGCUGGAGAGGCCAGUCCACGAAUGCAGAGGCCCCAGCUGGCUUCGAGUAUAGCAACCCAUGGAAGCUUGAGAAGAGAACUCACUAG